This is a messenger RNA of Armigeres subalbatus, 9098 nucleotides long. Its product is annotated as cadherin-related tumor suppressor-like. The record is from RefSeq and is a predicted model, not a curated record. Gene Ontology annotation, biological process: homophilic cell-cell adhesion. Gene Ontology annotation, molecular function: calcium ion binding. The transcript is spliced from 2 exons. The annotation marks the transcript as partial. NCBI's taxonomy places the organism in Eukaryota, Metazoa, Arthropoda, Insecta, Diptera, Culicidae. Gene Ontology annotation, cellular component: cell-cell junction; plasma membrane.
UACGACAAUAAUAACACUUUUUUUCUCUCUAUUUGUAUUGUUGCAGGAUCACCUCCGCUUACCGGAACGGGGACUGUUAGAGUUAUCGUGCAAGAUAUGAACGAUCACAGUCCGGAGUUCGAACGUCAGAGCUACCAUGCUACAGUUUCGGAAAAUCUUCCAUCCGGUACCAAAGUGCUACGUCCCUUGGCUACUGACAAAGAUUCCGGGCUCAACGCCAAAAUCCGAUACACACUUCUCGGAGAACACUCACAACGGUUCGUCGUAGAUCAAGACACGGGCGAGAUCUCCACUGCCAUCAGCCUAGACCGCGAAGAAAUUUCCCAGUACCAUUUCACACUGAUGGCGCAGGACAGCUCAACCACAGAACCACGAGCUACGGUGGUCAACCUCACAAUAUCCGUUGCCGAUAUGAAUGACAACAGUCCUGCAUUCGAGUCCGCAUCAUUCCAUGUCAAUAUUCCCGAUCGUAUCAAGCGUAAUCAGUUUGUUUUUGGAGCCAAGGCAAUAGAUUUGGAUGAGGGAAUCAAUUCCCGUAUUCGGUACUCAAUUAGCGGAGCUGACACGAACAAGUUCCGCAUUAACGAAAACACGGGAGUUAUCGAGGCAUCCGUUGAGUUGUCACUCCCAGGACAGAACGCCGACCGUGCGUUCAGCCUUAUGAUCGAAGCACGCGAUCAAGGAUAUGAUCAAAAAUCAACCAAAGCUGAACUGACGAUUGCCUUGAAAUCCGCUCACCUGUUUCCCGUUUUCUCCUAUUUGUCGGAAACUCAGUUCAUUCUACCGGAGGACAUUGCUGAUGGUAAGGUCGUGACAAAAAUAUCCGCUACGUCGCCCAAGAAGGGUCCUGCAGGCAACAUCAGAUACGCUAUCGCAGGUGGAAAUAUCGGAGAGGCACUUAGAAUCGAUCCUAACACAGGGGAAGUAGCUGUGAACAAAGGUGGAUUAGAUUACGAAACCAAUCAGCAAUACGAAGUAUGGAUUGAGGCUGCCGAUUCCGAUAGACCCAGUCUACGAAGCGUAAUGCAAAUAGUCAUUAACGUAACCGACGCAAACGAUAAUGCUCCAGAAAUGGAGAAGCAGGUUUACACGGCCGAAGUCAUGGAGGAAGAAUCACCGGGGUCAUUCGUUCUAAAAGUUCAAGCCACUGACGCCGAUACGGAGGAGAAUGGUCAACUCACCUACGCGUUGAAAGAUGAUUUUGAAAGUUUCGAAAUCAACAGCGACACAGGCGAAAUAUACACAACAACAAGGCUCGACCGCGAGGAUAUUCCACGUUAUGCCCUCAUAGUGGAAGCAGUUGACCAAGGAGUGCCUCAACUGACGGGAAGCGCCACCGUGCUGGUUAACGUGUUGGACAAGAAUGACAAUCCGCCGAAGUUCACCCGUUUAUUCAGUGUAAACGUGACCGAAAACGCCGAAAUUGGAAUAUUUGUGAUAAAGAUUACCUCUUCAGAUUCAGACAUCGGUAUCAACGCCAACGCAACUUAUAUAUUUACGGAGAACAUUGGAAAUAAGUUUUUGAUUGAUUCCACAACCGGAAAUGUUACAGUAGCCGGACACCUUGAUCGUGAACAGCAAGACGAAUACAUACUGAAAGUUGCUGCGGUUGAUGGUGCUUGGAGAGCUGAAACACCACUCACUAUUACCAUCCAAGAUCAGAACGACAAUGCUCCCGAAUUCGAACACAGUUACUACAGCUUCAACUUCCCCGAACUUCAGAAACCGGUGACGUUUGUUGGGCAGGUCAUAGCAACCGAUCGCGACAAGCAUGGUCCCAAUUCAGUUAUAUCCUACUCCCUCCAGCAACCGUCCGACAUGUUCUCCAUUGAUCCUGCCACCGGAGAGAUCUUCAGUAAACGGACCAUUCACUACAAACACACUCAGAUGGAGUCGUCGCCGGAAAACAUGUUCAGCCUGACAAUCCUCGCAACCGACAACGGUAAACCACCCAUGUAUUCGGAAUGCCUCAUCAACAUUAACGUGGUCGACGCCAACAACAAUCCACCGGUAUUCGUGCAACGCGAGUACCUCUCUCCAGCACCAGAAGGCGCCGUCGUUGGUCAAAAAAUUGUUCAGCUUACAGCUCGUGACGAACUCGAUUUUGGAGUCAAUGCUGAGAUUGAAUACGCUGUCACCGGAGGCAACGGAACAAGUAAUUUUGUCAUCAACAAAAACGAUGGCUGGAUCAUUGUCAGCAGUACGCUAGAAGAAAGCCCCGGAAAGGUCUACACUCUGAAUGUACGCGCCGUAGACAAAGGCGUGCCUCCUCAACAAGACGAAGUAGUGGCAACAAUCAUUAUCACCGGAAUGAACAAAUAUGCACCCGUAUUUCAAAGUCCGUCGUACCAGGUGAUCGUUCCGGAAAGUGAACCCAUCGGAUCAACCAUCUUGACUGUCAAUGCCCCAGACAACGACGAUGGUCCUAAUGGGAUGGUGCGCUAUACCAUUAGUGGAGGUAAUGAACGGAAGGAAUUUGCAGUUGACAGUGUUACGGGUGCCAUCACCAUUCUCCACCAGUUGGACUACGAUCUCAUUCAAAUAUAUCAACUGAAUAUCACAGCGGAAGAUUUGGGUUUCAAGCCGAAGAAAUCAAUGGCCAUGAUAACAGUUACGUUAACCGACAUCAACGACAACGCUCCAACGUUUAACCAAACGGAAUACGAUGCAUUCCUGCCGGAAAAUUCUCCGCCAAGAACAUUCGUCUAUAAGGCGGAAGCCCACGAUCGAGAUUCGCCUAAAAAUGCAAUCAUUCACUAUUCCAUCAUUGGUGGAACGGGGCGUGAUUUGUUCUCGAUCGAAACCGUUACCGGCAUUAUCAGAUCGAAAGCCAUGUUUGAUUAUGAAGAACACAAUCGCUACACGUUGGAGGUCAUGGCCAUGAAUCCGGACUCGCCGAUGAAGAACAAAACAAAAGUGAUAGUGCACAUAACAGGUGUGAAUGAGUUCUAUCCCAAAUUUAUUCAACCCGUGUUUCACUUCGACGUUUCCGAAUCGGCGGAAGUUGGUUCAAACGUUGGCGUAAUACAGGCGACGGACAAAGACGCUGGGGAAGACGGUAAGGUCUACUAUCUGUUGGUAGGCUCAAGCAACGAUAAAGGAUUCAGCAUUCACCCAGAAACCGGAGUAAUGAUCGUCUCCAGAAAUCUUGAUCGGGAAACACAAUCACGAGUUGUGCUGACAGUGCUGGCUAAAAACUUUGGAGGAAUCCGAGGAAACGACACUGAUGAAGCUCAAGUUAUCAUUUCCAUUCAGGAUGGGAAUGAUCCACCGGAAUUUCUACUCGACUUUUACGAGGCUAAUGUUUCGGAAGGUGCUCCAGUUGGAACGAGAAUAAUCACGGUGAAAGCAGUCGAUAAGGAUGUGCGACCACAGAACAAUCAGUUCAGUUACUCGAUCAUCGGCGGAAACAACGAUCACUCUUUCAAAAUCGAUCCUCAAACAGGUCAAAUCGAAACAUCCAGAAUGCUCGAUCGUGAGACUAUACCAAUCCAUAAGUUGAUUCUUGGAGCAAUCGAUACCGGAUCUCCUCCGCAAACUGGAACUACAACAGUGAAAAUUUCUGUCACUGACAUCAACGACAAUGGACCAACAUUCGACAGCAAAGAUACGGUUGGAACAGUGCUGGAAAAUGAACCUCCACACACUGUGAUUAUGACUCUUGCCGCAAGCGAUCCUGAUCUUCCACCAAACGGAGCUCCAUUCACUUACUACUUAGUCGGAGGACGCCAUAAGUCCUUAGUCACCCUUGAGAAGCAUUCCGGAGUAUUGAAGACUUCCAGAAGCAUCGAUCGCGAAACAACCCCACAGCUUGAGUUAGUCGUUGAAGUGGAAGAUAACGGUAGCCCAAAACUAAGAACCAAGCACACUAUCACCGUGGACGUGUUGGAUCAAAACGAUAGUCCAUCGACCCCAAGAAUUAUUCACGUUUUGGUUUACGUUUUCAACAAUGAAAUCCACGGUGACAUCGCAAACGUACAUCCCAAUGAUCCGGACACUACCGGAGAUUAUCGUUGUAAGAUUUUGAGUGAUCUCAACAAGAAUCCGGUGACGGCAUUUACCAUCAGCUCGGGAUGCAAACUUAGGACAACAUCUUCCUCAAUUCCGAAUAACGGGCAUAGUUUCUUAGUGUCCGGAAACGAUGGUAGACAUGCAGACGUUGUGUCCACGGUUAGCGUGGAAUUUCUCCGCUUUGACAAUGUUACAGUGGAGAAUUCGAUCACAAUUCGAAUUGAAAAUAUGACAAGCGCCAGAUUCCUAGCUAACUAUUACAGAAAUUUCAUAGACAUUCUCAAAUCUUCCAUCGACGACUCAGACGAACUAAUUGUCUACAGUUUCCUCGACGUGGACAAGGCAAUGGAUAUCUCAGUAGCAGUAGCGAUCAACAACAAAGGAUUCCGAUCAAAGAAAUAUAUGAGCGACACGUUCAGUAAAAAGCAAGACGCGAUCAAUCUCCUGCUGCAAGGAUCGAAAAUAACGAUCGAUAUGAUACCAUGUGAUGCGAACACCUGCGACAACGGAGGAAUUUGCUACGAGAAAAUCAACGUCUAUGAAGAUGUUCAAAUCACGGACAGUCAAUCUCUGGUGUUCACAUCCCCUUUGGUGAAACACGACUUCAGAUGCAAAUGCUCAGAUGGUUAUACCGGUCAGAAAUGCGACAAACGCCAGGAUCCUUGUUCACCGAAUCCAUGUCAAGCUGGCGGACAAUGCCGACGACAGGGAUACGACUACCAAUGUGCGUGCCCUCCGAAUCGAGAAGGCAAGUUCUGCCAACUGGAACGUGGAGAUAUAUGUUCGAGUAGCCCGUGUAAGAAUGGCGGAUCUUGUCGGGAAAGUUCAGACGGGUCGUCAUUCUUCUGCCUAUGUCGACCAGGCUAUCGUGGGAACCAGUGCGAAGCUGUCGCCGAUUCUUGUCGACCUAAUCCGUGUUUGAACGGAGGUCUCUGUGUGAGUUUGAAGCCUGGCUACAAGUGCAGCUGUGUUGAUGGACGUUAUGGAAGGCACUGCGAGAAGACCACUUUUGGAUUCAAAGAACUAUCGUAUAUGGCGUUUCCUGCUUUAGAUUCGGCCUCCAAUGACAUUUCUGUAAUCUUCGCCACAACAAAACCGGACGCUCUUUUGAUAUACAACUAUGGCAUUCAGAGCGGAGGACGAUCAGAUUUCGUGGCAAUGGAAGUCGUUGGUGGAAGGGCAGUGUUCUCUUUUGGAGGUGCACGGACUGCGAUCACUUCGCUUGUGGUGGGACAAGGCGUAUCCAGCGGGAAUAGCAUCUCCAACGGAAAGUGGCAUAAAAUCACGGCAACGAGGAAUGGGCGAGUUAUGUCACUGAGUGUGUCCAAAUGCGCAGAGAAUGGAGACUACUGUGAAGAUUGCAGACCAGGCGAUUCCACAUGUUACGCAGAUGACACUGGUCCUACAGGAACGCUAAACUUCAACAAACAUUCGUUGCUUGUCGGAGGACUUGCAUCAGCAGAUCCUGUGCUUGAGCGCCCAGGUCAGGUUCAUUCCGAUGAUUUGGUCGGUUGCGUGCACAGCGUAUCGAUCAACGGCCGAGCGUUGAACUUGAGUGCUCCUUUGAAGGCAUUUGCCGUAGAAUCAACCUGCACGCGAAGCACUAAUGGAGGGCCAUGCAGUCUUGGGCUCCCGGAUGAUCCUGCGCAGCCUAUUUGUGGUCCUUUCGGACAAUGUUUGGAUCGUUGGCACACGGCAAUGUGCCGCUGCGGUGGAUCAGUUCUUUCGCCGGAUUGCUCCAACUCUCUGGAACACUAUUCGAUAGCUGACGGCGGAUUUGUCGAAUUUGAAAUCUCUGAGAAGCACAAGCGAAUGCAACUUCUGGAGAACAUCUACAGUGGGAAGAAUAUCUGGAGUUACGAUGUCGCCCGAAACAAACGGUACUCCAAAAUGGAAAACAUUUCCAGCUUGACAAUAGCUGAGGAUCCUCCAAAGUACAUGAGCAUGCUUUUCAAAACCAACAAACCAAGCGGUUUAUUGAUCUACGCUGCAACCAAUAAGCAUUACACAUCAAUUGAACUGAAAAACGGAAAGAUUUUCUACAACUCGAAUCAAGCUUCUUACGUCAAUAUAACGGCAACGACGCCAGAUAAUUUAGCCGAUGGAAAUUGGCACAACGUCACACUUUAUGCUCACAACCGUAUACUGCAAGUGAUGAUCGAUGGCAAAAAUGCAAUUGAAGAUCUCGAUUCGGCCGGUGUACAUGACUUCCUCGAUCCUUAUUUGACAGUUCUAUCGAUUGGCAACGUGCGAAGGGAGCUCUUCGCCAAUGACGCCAUGCCUACAUUCUUCCAAGGGUGUUUGGCUAACUUCACCAUCAAUGGCGAAAUCCAGCCGUUCAACGGUUCUGGCAGUAUUUUUAAGAAAGCGGUUCACCGAGGAAACGUCAUCCCUGGUUGUUUGCUGGCUGGUUUGGGAGCAGCACAGGUCACCGAUCCGCUGAGUAUCGGAGUCACGCUUGUGAUCAUAUUCUUUAUCGUGCUGCUGGUCGCUAUCCUGCUGUCGUUUUUGGUGUUUCGUUUGCGGAAGCAACACAAGGAAAAAAGUGGAGGUCUUGGAGGACCCUCAGCAAUUCAUUCUAAGCAGAAUGGUGGUUCAACUUUGUUGAGUACUUCUCAGCUGGUAUCAUCGGGAGUACAUAGCGAUAUCGGAAGGGGUUUGCAUGUGAAUGAUCUGUCAGUUGUGGGAUACCAUGCUGAUAACAACGAAAUGCUACGAGGAGUGGGAGGUCACCAUCUUGUUGGACCAGAAUUGAUUUCCAAGAAGUAUAAGGAAAGAGAUAUUACCAGUAACGAACCACAGAGACCACAACGUCCGGAUAUAAUUGAACGAGAAGUAGUUAGUAAAAGUCCUCCAUUGAGAGAGGAUCAUCAUCCGCCUUUACCGCCGCCAAGCCAGUCACAUCAUCCACACGAUCAUACCAAUCCGGUUGAUCUUGGUUCUGAAUAUCCAGAGCACUACGAUUUGGAAAACGCUAGCUCAAUAGCUCCGUCAGAUAUUGAUAUAGUCUAUCAUUACAAAGGAUAUCGCGAAGCUGGUGGAGUUCGGAAGUACAAAGCUACUCCUCCUCCGGUCGCAACCUACACUCAUCACAAACACCAGACCUCAGCUCAACAGCAGCACCGACAUUCACCACACCAUGCUGGGCCAUACGCUCCAAGGGUCCCACCGCAGGCUAGUCAACCACCGCCAUCGAAUACGCCACGACCCCAUCAAACUACACCGUUAGCACGACUUUCGCCAAGCUCUGAACUCAGUUCACAGCAGCCUCGAAUCCUCACAUUGCAUGACAUCUCAGGGAAACCAUUACAAAGUGCUCUCCUAGCCACCACUUCCAGCUCCGGCGGAGUCGGAAAGGAUGCCCUACACAGCAAUAGCGAGCGAAGUCUAAAUAGUCCAGUGAUGAGCCAGCUGUCCGGGCAGAGUUCCAGUGCUAGCCGAAAAAAUCCAGGAGUACCCCAGCAACCUCAAAACGUCAACUCGGUUGUUCCAGGUCCUAUGGGUCUCACGGCAGAAGAGAUAGAACGGCUGAACUCACGUCCACGGACGUCCAGUUUGGUAUCUACCCUCGACGCCGUUUCUAGCAGCAGUGAGGCGCCACGAGUGCCCGCUCCCCAUCUUACUCAUAUGCAUCACUCACCAGCAGUCGAUGCUCACAGUUCGACCUCUACCGAUGAGUCCGGUAAUGAUAGCUUUACCUGCUCGGAGAUCGAGUAUGACAAUAAUAGUAUCAAUGGUGACAAAUACACUAAGAAUCGCGACGACACUAACCGUCGAGGAGUGAGCGACAACAACAACAGCAAUAAGCCACCGCAUUUACCACCGUCAUCAUACGACGGUUUCGACUCCUCCUUCCGAGGUUCAUUGAGUACGCUUGUUGCGUCCGACGAUGACCUCUCCAGCCAUAUGGUUGGCAUGUACCGGCAACCGAACGGUGCGUCCCCAUCCGCCACCGGUUGGGACUAUCUGCUCAACUGGGGACCCAACUUCGAAAGCCUCAUGGGAGUGUUCAAGGAUAUAGCUGAGCUACCAGACACGGUCAACGGGAGGGUACCCAGCUCUUUGCGAAUACCAGCUGGCGUGCAGAAACCGUCGGAGGAAUACGUGUAAAAAUAAAUCAAUUUUACUAUCAGGCAUCCAAGGCAGAAAGGAAUGUUUUAAAUAGCGUGUAAAUACUAUAGACAACUGAAUUUUAAUUAGAUCGAUUUGUGUAUGCCGAAUGGGGACAAAACGGAGAUGUAGAAAGAAGUGCAACAAACACUUUCCACACUUUCAUUGUGUGCAAAUUUUUGCAUUGCCUUGUAUCAAGGUACGACCUCGAGUUUUAUGUAUGCAUAAGUAAUAGGAAGAAAUCGCAGAAGAGAACGACGUGUAAGAUAGUAAGUGUAGUAAUAGCGCCAUCUGCUGAAAACACUUGUACGUAUUAUAGGCAAACUGAAAGGUCCUCCAAAUGUGCAUUUAUUACCAUGACACCAGGCGUUUGCGUUUGAAUCCCUCCCUCGCUGACCCACCAUGUUCAAGCUUCUUUCGAAUCUCGUUCGGAGGGAUUUCCAGAGGGAGCACGGAUUUCUGUAUAACUAGAAAACUGAAUCAGUGCUAUGUUUUAUAAUAGGGUUUGUACACACAAUAAGAGAUUUACAAGGUUUUAAACUGUAAAUAGACACAAUUUUAGCUAAAAAGAAAGAUACAGAGAAUCAACGUAAACUAUCUUGCCAUAUGCUUACUUGAGUUAACGGAAACUCUUUUAACAAUUUCGUCGCUAGGAGUAGGUAAACAUUUUAUUAAAGCAAUAACAUAUUCGUAAAUAAAUGACUUCCAAAUGAGACUGUUUUAACUGCGUAAUGUAGUGCUGUAGGAUGCUAGCCAUGUAAGUUUCAAACAAUAGGAUAUUUGCAUUUUAACAAACAAAUUCAUAAUUCAAAAUUUUAAAUUUGCAUGUACAAACGGCAGUUUUAAAUGUUCUUUUUUGUUCGGAAAAUAUACAACGUGUAAAUAGACUAGUAACCGUAUCAACUCAAAUUGAAUCUAGCAAAAUGAAUUUCUGUAAAUUUCAAACACAACAAGAAAUAAAUGUUAAUUAUGAAAUA